GUUAAUUAUGGGCAUGAAGCUGUAUGAUGACAUCCCCUAAGAAAAACGAUUUGUGCGAUUAUUUUGUUAAUCCUUUGAGUUUGUUGACUCUGAAAAGUCACCCAAAAGGCAAAAAAAAGAAGAAGAGAGGAAAUCAGCUGCAUCUUUGCAGGCUUGCCGGUGGCGUGGCGGCACGGCAGCAUCCCACCGGAGUAUUGACAUAUGCGGUGACGCCUAUCCCGCCAGCCUCACAUAGUCAGUCAGUCAGUCACGCUGACACUAUAUAAGCCCACUGCUUAGUGCUUACUUCCACAAUCGGCCACGCCAAACUACGGCACGUCGUCACGCGAUCCGGCCAGAACCAAGAGCGCACCACCUUGCCGUACAUGGCGUCCGCUCCUGCCACGAUGGUGCCACGCUUGAAGCUGGGUUCUCAGGGGAUGGAGGUCUCGGCGCAGGGCCUCGGCUGCAUGAGCAUGUCCGCCUCCUUGUACGGCCCGCCCAAGCCCGAGCCAGACAUGGUCGCGCUCAUCCACCACGCCGUCGCCGCCGGCGUCACCCUGCUCGACUCCUCUGACGUCUACGGUCCUCACGCCAACGAGAUCCUCCUCGGCAAGGCGCUGCAAGGUGGCGUAAGAGAGAAGGUGGACCUGGCCACUAAGUUUGGCGUCUCGUUCCUCAACGGCAAACGGGAGAUUCGUGGUGACCCGGCGUAUGUGCGGGCGGCAUGCGAGGGCAGCCUUAAGCGGCUCGGCGUCGAUUGCAUUGAUCUCUACUACCAGCACCGCAUAGACACCAGGGUGCCUAUCGAGGUCACGAUUGGAGAGCUCAAGAAGCUAGUCAAAGAAGGAAAGAUAAAGUACAUUGGAUUAUCCGAAGCGUCUGCAUCAACAAUCAGAAGGGCUCAUGCCGUUCAUCCUAUCACUGCAGUUCAGCUGGAAUGGUCACUGUGGUCUAGAGACGUGGAAGAAGACAUAAUUCCAACUUGCAGAGAACUUGGAAUUGGAAUUGUAGCUUAUAGCCCACUUGGCAGAGGGUUUUUCUCUAAAGGAUCAAAAUUGGUUGACUCACUAUCAGACCAGGACUUCCGCAAGCAUAUGCCUAGAUUUCAACCUGAGAAUCUUGAGAAGAAUGCCUUGAUAUUUGAGCGCGUUAACGCAAUGGCAACAAGAAAAGGGUGCACACCAUCACAACUUGCACUGGCCUGGGUUCAUCAUCAGGGGAACGAUGUUUGCCCAAUCCCCGGCACAACAAAAAUCGAGAAUUUCCACAAGAACGUGGGAGCUCAAUCUGUGAAGCUCACACCAGAGGAGAUGGCUGAACUGGAGUCCUACGCUACUGCAGGUGAUGUCCAGGGUGACCGGUACCCUGGAGUGGCGGGUACAUGGAAAGAUUCUGAGACCCCUCCAUUGUCAUCCUGGAAGGACGAGUAGAGGUCGUCCCUUCUCUUCAAUGGGACUACAGGAGUGCACGAUUCAAACAGUUAAAAGAAGAGCGUAAUCAUAUUUGUGUUUUGUGGGUGCCAAUCAGAGUUGGGAAUCUAUGUAAACUUAGCUGUGAUUUGUGUAUUGUAGUUCUUGGUGUAUGUACAGUUAGUAUAUUGAAUAAGCUUGUGAGCUGUGCUGCUCGAUAAA
Messenger RNA from Lolium perenne, 1613 nucleotides. RefSeq names its product probable aldo-keto reductase 2. NCBI's taxonomy places the organism in Eukaryota, Viridiplantae, Streptophyta, Magnoliopsida, Poales, Poaceae. Gene Ontology annotation, cellular component: cytoplasm. The record is from RefSeq and is a predicted model, not a curated record.